AUGCACCCGGUGGCCCGCCGGGUCUUCCUCGUCCUCGCGUUCCUCAAGCUGCUGGCGUCGGGCACCUACUGUCUCCUCAUGGCAGCACUUUUGCGCUUUGCCUCGCCCUCGGACGCCAUCAAGUACCAGAUCUUCGCCAUGACGACAUAUAGCUUUGGCACGUACGCGGUCUUCGGUCUUCUCUACUGGCUUGGCGCGCUGCACGUUCUCUGCGGCCGACGACCGAGCUGCUUGGACGUUCUAUCGUGUCGCUUGAUUUCAUCCACGUCGGCGCUGCCGUGGGCACUCGGAGUGCAAAUCCUCCAAACGUGCGUGCAGUUACUGCAGGCGUACCGCCUCAGUCAGCACGCUGUCAAUUUGGACAUUGCAUUUGUCUACCCGAUGCUCGUCGGCCUCUCGACGGCCGUGAGUCCGUGGUUCUUUCUCUUCAUCGACCCAUUCGUGCACCGCGACCUUUGGCUGCUUUUCAAUUGCCUUCUCAGCUUUGCCUUGGCCUCGGGGCAUUUUCGAUGGCCUGGACCACCGAGUACACGCUACUGA
Molecule: messenger RNA, 540 nt
Organism: Saprolegnia parasitica CBS 223.65
Lineage: Eukaryota; Oomycota; Saprolegniomycetes; Saprolegniales; Saprolegniaceae
Exons: 2
Coding region: 1-540 (179 amino acids)
Source: RefSeq, a predicted model, not a curated record